Molecule: messenger RNA, 1742 nt
Organism: Gastrolobium bilobum
Lineage: Eukaryota; Viridiplantae; Streptophyta; Magnoliopsida; Fabales; Fabaceae
Product: protein NEN1-like
Exons: 6
Coding region: 136-1647 (503 amino acids)
Molecular function (GO): 3'-5' exonuclease activity; nucleic acid binding
Source: RefSeq, a predicted model, not a curated record
UAUUAUAAAAGGAUCUAUGAAUGUUGGCGCGUUAAAUGCUCAAGUAAAGACAUUAACACCAAUCAAUAAAUACUUGUUAUUUCUGAAUUCUCAUUAACACUCUUCCGUUCCAUUAACACUUGGUUUCAGUCCUCAAUGGGUCGACCCGAUGAAGAUCGAUCAGAUAUUGUGUUCUUCGACGUGGAGACAAGCGUCCCGACCCGACCCGGUCAGGGUUUUGCCAUUCUGGAAUUCGGAGCCAUUUUGGUGUGCCCCAGGAAGCUGACGGAGCUCCGAAACUACUCCACCUUGGUCCGACCCGCUGAGAUGUCUCUCAUCUCCCCCUUGUCGGAGCGUUGCAACGGCAUCACCGCCGACGCCGUUUCCUCCGCUCCUACCUUCGCCGACAUCGCCCAUGCCGUUUAUGACCUUCUUCAUGGACGGAUUUGGGCGGGUCACAAUAUCAUAAGAUUUGACUGUGUUCGGAUCAGAGAUGCAUUUGCUGAGAUUAAUCAGCCGCCACCUGAACCCAAGGGUACUAUUGAUUCUUUAGUUUUGUUAACUCAAAAGUUUGGAAGAAGAGCUGGUGACAUGAAGAUGGCUACUCUUGCAACCUAUUUCGGACUUGGACGACAGACACAUAGGAGCUUAGAUGAUGUUCGGAUGAAUCUUGAAGUCCUCAAAUACUGUGCAACAGUUCUAUUCUUGGAGUCAAGUCUUCCAGAUAUAUUCACUGCAAAUAGUUGGGUUUCACCAAAUGCUACUACAAGAAGUCGUAGUAAUGGGAAAUCUCCAUCAGAAGGGAGCUUAUUAAAUAUGAAUAAGGAUUCUAUAUUGUUAUCAUCUCCUGCAACUGAAAAUCAUCCAAUACUUUCUCUUGCAAUGAUGAGCAGUACAAAAGGGGCUGCCCCAAAUACUGGACAUCCUAAUAUAGUUCAAUCGGAUCCUUAUAACUUCAGUGCUCUUCGGGAUGAAAUAAAAAAAGAAUCCAUUCUGUCAGAUGUUGCCAUGGAUGAAAAACCCAUCCGAGAGUCACUUGAUAUAUCUUCCUCAUCUUCUGUGACUCAGGCUUGCAGCAGUUCUAUUGUUGUUUUAGUACCUGACGACAUAUGCAUCCCUUCUAUUGAUGCAUCUCUUGUUCCAUUAUAUCCCGGCAAUCAAAGGAUAGAAUUACUGCAUGAAGGUUUCCUCUUUCAGCUUCAUUGUACUGGUCUGAAAGUACGGUUUGGAAUAAGCACAAAGUUUGUUGAUAAUGCUGGCCGGCCACGGUUGAGUUUUGUGGUUGAUCCAUCACCAAGUUUAUGUAAUGUUCUUGAUGCAUGUGAAAGAGUUGCACAUAAGUUAUCCAUGGAUUCUGGUAGCAACUCUGAUUGGAGGCCAGUUGUUAUUAGAAGAGAUGGCUUCAUCAAGUAUCCUACUAUCAGAUUGCAUAUACCUACAGCAGUAUGCGAAAGCAAUACCAUUUAUGCAACGGAAAUAUAUCAAAGAGAAUCAGCAUCUGGCGCUGUGCAAAGACUUCUCUUCAGUAAGUUUGAUGCUGCAGAACUUGGAUCCUUGUUCAUGCCCGGCACAUUUGUUGAUGCAUUCUUCUCCUUAGAUGUGUAUGAUUAUCAGCAGAAUGCAGGGAUUAAAUUAGUUGCCAAAAAAUUGAUCAUUCAUUGCAAUUAGAAGGAAUAUGAGAUUUAACCAUAGGAUACAUGCUACAUGCAUAUUAAGUAUCAUCAAUUUGAUACAAUCAGGAUUGACAAGUUAAAUAUUGUUUG